GAUACACCCAUAACAUGCUCCUCUCCAAGACACCCAAAGCCGGCGCAUCCAGACCAAGCAAACCGCCAUGGCAAUUGGAAGGUAUCCGAGAAAUCCUCGGCUGCCAUCUGGAGAGCGUUCCUAGCACAAGCAAGCUGAGACGGCCACGAAUACAGAACAGGCGCAGUUAAUAUUGAUGCAGCAGAUGUCGCCGGCAAGCACUUGGCUCUAAUGGUUCAAUCUAUCCCCCGCCCCCAACUCUCCUUUCCGGAGGCAGUGUCAGCAUUCCCUUUCGUUGACAUUGCCCAUUGCGAGCUGAGCCUACAACCUGGGGUCCCCAGUGGCCCUACGCAUAUAGCAUACUGCCCAAACGGGAACCGAGAUGGGCUACCAUUCGCUGCGCUCUCCGCGUCAGCUAGCUCGCGACAGCUGAGCUUGCUUGGCAACGUGAACUGCUCAACGGCGGCACAAAGGUUGGGGAAGUGAUGCGGGGAAGCCGUUGGUACCUGUGCUCUGGGCUCAUAGGAGAUGUAUCUGAUAGACCAAAGGGGCAAGUAUAAAGUCGACCAAAACUGCUGCCAUUUAGCAACUUGGAUCUGUCUUUAGAACACAAGCACACUCAUCCACCCUCUCAAACACCAGACAAGCAUCGCACUCUGCCUUUCACGCAAGCACUCCUGUUCAAAAUGCUCCUGAACUCCCUCCUCGCCCUGGCCAUCCCGGCUCUGGCCGCCCCGGCACCCAUGAGUCCCAACGAGCCGAGCGCACUGGUCAAGCGCGACACUUGUGCCAACUACAGGUUCAUGUCCAUGGGGCAGCUCCACUUCUACAACGGGGCCACCAUCUCGGCCGAGCUCCAGUACAGCUACGACCAGAGCUCCUGGACCAAGAUCAACCCCAGCGGCAACAUCCUGUCCGGCCAGUCGCGCGACUUCUAUCGGGACAACGAGCUCAAGACCAUCCUGCGUGACACCAACUUCUACAUCCGAGUCUGCGAUACCCUCAUCAACCGGGAUUGCGGUACCUCGCCCGGCGUGUUUCAAAUCCCGAGUGCUGGAAAGCAGCAGUGGGUUGCGUCGGUCGAGGCCGAGGAUCAGUGGAGAUGGCCCCCGAAAAUUUACACCGAGGUGCUGUGCGAGAUUGGCAGCCAGCUCCCGAACUCGAGCGGUAACUGAGAAGCUGCCGUCUUAUCUCUGCCGACUUUGCUCCACCCUUUCUUUUCUUUUGUGGUUUGCUUCAGUGCAGUAAUCAAGUAGUUACUGCUGUCUCUCCCGGCUGUUUGGGAUUUUAUGAUCCCACAUUGUCACUCCUUCCAACCACUUUGGCAUUUCUUCUCAUUGUUAUCAGGUGGAAGUUAGCGGGGUGAGCUGUAGUCCCUUAGGUAGCUAUAAAACAUAUAUCCAAUGCCCA
Messenger RNA from Gaeumannomyces tritici R3-111a-1, 1389 nucleotides. RefSeq lists its product as hypothetical. The transcript has 5 exons. NCBI's taxonomy places the organism in Eukaryota, Fungi, Ascomycota, Sordariomycetes, Magnaporthales, Magnaporthaceae. The record is from RefSeq and is a predicted model, not a curated record. Bases 666 to 1154 code for a protein of 162 amino acids.